Mollisia scopiformis is the source of this 2916-nucleotide messenger RNA. RefSeq lists its product as uncharacterized. NCBI's taxonomy places the organism in Eukaryota, Fungi, Ascomycota, Leotiomycetes, Helotiales, Mollisiaceae. The transcript has 3 exons. The record is from RefSeq and is a predicted model, not a curated record. Gene Ontology annotation, cellular component: kinetochore. The coding region runs from base 196 to 2865 and encodes 889 amino acids.
GCAGUAGCUCCGUUGUCAUAUCCUCACUUCAACAAGCACCUGGUGUCACUUGACAAUCGACAAACCCCUCCUUACGACGAAUUCGCGAUCCACUUCAGAGAACCUCACGUUCUACCACUUCGAUUGGCGAACGAGAUCCCUCGAUUUCCAACACAUCCAACCGGAUCAUAUUAUCGACCCAGAGCUUAUCAUACAAUGGAUGCAUAUCCGAGUUACAGAGAGCCGCCCCUCGCGAGGUCGCCUCAGGAAAGAACAAGCUGGAGCAGUCGCGACGAUGGAUACAGGCCGAAUGACCGUGCGGACAAUUCGCGCAAUGAUAACUUCUACCGUGGCAGAUCUCCCGGAGUUGAUCGUGGUCGCCGAACACGAGACCGAAGUCGAUCGCCAGCAAUCGUUGAUCGCUACGAGCCAUCCGGUCGCCUUCCAAGAGACGAUUAUGACAGAAGAGAUCGAGGACGCGAUCGUGAUACCCGCCGUUCGCCUGCUCCUAUAAAUAUUGACAGAUAUGUUCCCGGUCAAGAUCCUCCCGCAAUCACUGCCAAUCCUCUUCAAGACCCAGCUAUGCUCGCAUUUCAAGUAGGCUUUUCAUACUUCGGUGAAUGGUGGCGCACAAAUGAGAAGAUUAAGGAAGAAAAGGAACGCAUCAAGACUGGCAGACGACCGGAGCCUCGUCGUGAUGGACCCGAAGAACGCGAAAAGGAAAAGGCUAGGAUUCAGGUAGCGUACGAUGCGUACAAAGAGGAGUUACAGGCCAAGAUGGCGAGGUCAUUCGUUCAAGAGCACAAGACCGAACAAUGGUUCCAGGAGAGGUACUACGCAGAAGUCCGAGAUCCAUUAAAGGCACAGCUCAACGAAUUUCGACGAGGCAACUAUAGCCAGUGGGAACAAGACCUUGAGUCGGGAACAUUCGAUGAGUAUUCUCUGGAAGGUAUUCCAAAGAAUGAAAGCAACGGUGCUGGAGGAGUUGUUGAGAAGGAAGAGGGAGAGACUACAGCUACCAAUGAGGUGCUUGGUGUUGGUGAUCUUGUUCCUUCUCGAGGAAGUGAUAUCAGGGACGAGAACGCAUACCAACCUACUCUCCUAAUCAAGACCAUUGCACCUCAUGUCAGCCGUCAAAAUCUGGAAGCUUUCUGCAAAGAGCAUCUAGGUGAAGAUGAAGGCGGCUUUAAGUGGUUAAGCUUGAGCGAUCCAAAUCCGAGCAAGCGUUAUCAUCGUAUCGGAUGGGUUAUGUUACAUCCAGCCCCAGAAGCAAUUCCUAUUGUUGACCGACCGGAACCCAAGGAUGAGGAUGGAGAUGUUGAGAUUGUAGCUCCACCAGUCCCUGAGAGCACAGCUGUGAAGGCUUUGGAGGCGAUCAACGGCAAGACUGUCAAGGACGAAGCUAGAGGAGAUUUCACUUGUCACGUUGGAGUUCACGCUCCCCCAACUCAGCCACGGAAGAAGGCUUUGUGGGACUUGUUCUCAGCACCAGAACGUAUUGAGAAGGACCUGGAGCUCGCGCAACGCUUGGUUCAGAAAUACGAGGAAGACUACGAAUCGGAUUUCAAUGCUGUUUUGAAGAUCGAGGAACGUGUUGAAGAUCUCAGGCAGCAAGGACGCUUACAACCUCCUGUAACUGCACCAGUAGUCAAGAAGGUCAAGAAAACUCGUGAUUACCUUGGUCUUGAUGAGGCAAUGGACGAGGGAGAGGAGAUUGAAGAGGAAGAGGAAGACGACGAGGAGGAAGGUGCUUUAGACGAUGAGGUUGAUGAUGAAGAUCUUCUUGUCAAGAAGAAGCAGCUUGAUCUGAUGGUCGAGUAUCUUCGCCGAGUUUUCAACUUCUGCUUCUUUUGCGUUUUCGAGAGCGAUUCAAUCCACGAACUCAUCCGAAAAUGUCCAGGAGGUCAUCUCCGUCGACCACGCAACACUUUGAGCUCUGCUGGAAAGGCUGCAGCUAAAGCCAGUGCGCUGGGCGAACCUUUUCCUGGAAAGAAGAGAACCAAUACAGACUUGACCGAAGAUUCGGAGACAGGACCAAUGUCUCCAGGAGAAGAACGAAAGUUCCAACGUAACAGCACAGCUUCGAAGGCAGAACAGCAACUUCAGCGUGCUUUCAACUGGGUCAAGACUUUCGAAGAAAAACUCAUGCAAAUUCUCGAACCAGAAUCAGUUGAUGUACGUAAGCUGGGUGGAAAGCCAACUGAGGAGGCAUUGAAGGAAGAAUUGGCCAAGUAUGUGAAGCAGGAAGAUGACCACAAGUUCAGAUGCCGGGUCCCAGAGUGUACCAAGCUUUUCAAGGAGGAACAUUUCUGGAAGAAGCACGUGGAGAAGCGUCAUCCAGAAUGGCUAGAGGGCUUGAAGAAAGACUUUGAUCUCAUCAAUACCUAUGUCAUGGAUCCUGCUCACAUAGCUCCGUCACGAUCGGAUGCUAAUAGCAAUGGUCACUUCCCUCCUUCGAAUGGUCAUGUCCCAGCUGGAACUCCACGAGGAUUCAAUCUUCAGAACUUCAGUUUGACUGGUAUGCCGCCAAUGCAAGGUUUUGGUCAACAAGGAUUCGCGCCUUUCUUCCCUGGUGCCGUUCCCGGUGCCGCUGGAUGGAAUGCAGCCGAUCGUGGUGCAGGUCCAAUUCGCAGAGGCGGUAGACCCUACCAAAAUAAUGCUCGCGCUGGUCCAUACGAUCGCCGACAACGACCAGAUGCUGGUAGACUCAGUCCACCGCCUGGAUCACGUCGUGGAGGUAUGGCGUCGGGUAGUGGUCGUUGGGGUGAUGGAGCAGCUGGAGGUGCUGCGGUUGGUCCCCGUGAAGCCGUCCAAGGCAGAAGUCUCAAGUCUUAUGAAGAUCUUGAUGCUGUGGCUGGUGGUGGUUCGGGCGAGCUCAAUUAUUAAAAGGGAAAGGUGGACAAAACGAUUCUCCGAAAAGAUACAUGGCGUUACGAU